AUGCUACGCAAAAAAGAAAUCUACACAAGCACAACCCCCAUCCCCCCAUCCGUCCCGCGCCAACUAGCCCUCGACAUCCUCCACAGCCACAGCGAAAUCAUCACGCUCAACCCUCUCGUCCUUGCGCACCACCCCGUGAAAGCACCGCGCAGCGCCCCAGCAGACGAGUUCUACUCCACCUGGUACGAGAUCACCCAGCGCGUCCAGUACGUCCCGGGGAUGGGCAGGGUGGGGUCCGGGAAGAUCAGCUUCAAGGGCUGUUUCCAGGACGAGGACUGGGGACUAGCAACGCAUGUAUAUGCGCCUCUGGGUGUUGAUUUGCGGAAUCGGUACCGGAUUGAGAAUUCCCCAGGUAAAGGUCAGGAUGGGGAGGGGUUGUUGUUAUGCGUGGAUACAGAGCUUGAGUGUAAUAUCACGCUGAUGUCCACGGUGAAGGGCCAGCAAAGUGCCGCGUCCAAGGCGCUUAUUGAUCGAUUCGUGAAAAAGGCUGAGCUGGUUGACGCGGGUGUUUUGCAGGCGAGUGUGAAGGAGGAUGGUAAAUUGAGGACGUUUAACCCGGCUGAUCGGAGCUUGCAGCCAUCGUCGCCGCUGUAUUCGGGUUCGGGCUCUGGGGAUAUGUCGCGGUGGUCAUCGUAUCAGAUGCCGGACUCGCCAAUGGCGCAUUCGCAGGCUGGGUCGGUAUCGUCCCAUGUGAACUCGCAGAGGUCAGAGCCUAGUCGGACCUUUGCUGCGGAGCUGCCGGCCGAACCUGUCUACCAACCCUAUAGACCGGGGUCUGGUGGUGGCAAUGCCAUGCAACUGCCAGAUACCUCCUCUUUGUUGCAUCCUCCAGUUGGACAUUCUGCUGAAUUACCAGCAGAGACGAAGCCGGGUAGAUGGGGCUAG
Messenger RNA from Aspergillus puulaauensis, 885 nucleotides. RefSeq lists its product as uncharacterized. The record is from RefSeq and is a predicted model, not a curated record. Bases 1 to 885 code for a protein of 294 amino acids. The transcript has a single exon. NCBI's taxonomy places the organism in Eukaryota, Fungi, Ascomycota, Eurotiomycetes, Eurotiales, Aspergillaceae.